AUGAGAAAUAGAAAAUAUGGCGGAGACGACGAAAGUGACGCAGAAAUGCUGAAGUAUCCAUCUCCGUCUGGGAUUCGCGAAAUCACAAAGAUCAUCCCUUCAAUAUGGUUAGACGAAAGGACACCUGAAUCGUGGAGACACGCUAUCAUAAUUCCCCUCCACAAGAAGUUAUCUGUCACGGACCCUCGGAAUUAUCGAGGAGUCUCCUUGUUGCGUGUUAUGUACAAGGUUUUGGAGCGGAUUAUCCCGAACCGACUUAUUAAUUAUCGCGAAGGAACAACGCGCGACGAGCAAGCUGACUUUCGUCCUGGCUGA
This is a messenger RNA of Necator americanus (New World hookworm), 315 nucleotides long. RefSeq lists its product as uncharacterized. Lineage: Eukaryota; Metazoa; Nematoda; Chromadorea; Rhabditida; Ancylostomatidae. The transcript has a single exon. The coding region runs from base 1 to 315 and encodes 104 amino acids. The record is from RefSeq and is a predicted model, not a curated record.